CUGGUACCACUGUUAAUAGCACAAACUGCAAAGCACAUACACAAACCAACGAUUGACGAUGCUAACUUCUUAUUGAUAGCAUGUUAUUUCACCAUACAAUUUAUGAUAAAUUCUUUUCAUUCCGAGUGUAGGGAUUGAAGACAUUAUUCAAGAUGAAGAUCGGAUUGUGUGCGUACAGUGGGUACAAAAUUUACCCGGGACAUGGGAAAACCAUGGUGAAGGCUGACGGAAAGACUUUCACUUUCCUCAAUUCAAAAUGUGAACGUGCUCACUUAAUGAAGAGGAAUCCCCGAAAAGUAACAUGGACAAUAUUGUACAGACGCAAGCACCGUAAAGGUCAAGAAGAAGAAACUUCCAAAAAGAAGACUAGGAGAACACAAAAAUUUCAACGUGCUAUUGUUGGCGCAUCACUUACCGACAUUAUGGCAAAGAGAAAUAUGAAACCAGAAAUGAGAAAGGCUCAAAGAGAUCUUGCUAUUAAAGCAGCUAAGGAUCAAAAAAAAGCUGCCAAAGCAGCUAAAAAGCCUCCUCCGCCACCCCCUACUAAAAUGAAGAAACAACCUAAGAAAGUACAAAGUAAAUCUGUACAGCAAAAGGCUGCUCCUCGUGUUGGUGGAAAACGAUAAGUUACUGUAAAUUUAUACUUAUUAAUAAAAAAAAAUAUUGACGAAAA
This is a messenger RNA of Daktulosphaira vitifoliae (grape phylloxera), 673 nucleotides long. It is a transcript of the gene RpL24, whose product is annotated as 60S ribosomal protein L24. Gene Ontology annotation, biological process: cytoplasmic translation. Gene Ontology annotation, cellular component: cytosolic large ribosomal subunit. The transcript is spliced from 6 exons. Bases 153 to 626 code for a protein of 157 amino acids. Gene Ontology annotation, molecular function: mRNA binding; structural constituent of ribosome. Lineage: Eukaryota; Metazoa; Arthropoda; Insecta; Hemiptera; Phylloxeridae. The record is from RefSeq and is a predicted model, not a curated record.